AUGGCCACUGCCACAGAGCACAACGACGCCGUACCCACUCCUGGUAAUACCUUCAAUCCAUCGACCAAUGGCACCAGUCACGUUGACCAUGCUGGUGCAGCAACAAAGGAGAGGAAGCCCUUCGACUAUGGCGGCAACCCUCUGGCCCAUGUCCGCACCAACGACCCCGAACUGCGCCUGGCCGCAUUCGGUGGUGAAUUCCAGCCUGGGCUCUACCGCCCUCCGUCGCGCAAGUUCGCCAACCCAGCUCCCCUGGGCCUGUCGGCUUUCGCCCUGACCACUUUCGUCCUGUCUCUCAUCAACGUCGGCACGCGGAACAUUGAGCAUCCCAACCUUGUUGUCGCCCUCGCGUUUGGCUAUGGUGGCCUGGUCCAGCUUCUCGCCGGCAUGUGGGAAAUGGCUGUUGGAAACACGUUCGGUGCCACCGCCCUCUCGUCCUACGGCGGUUUCUGGAUCUCGUUCGCCAUCAUCCUGACGCCCGGCGGCUUCGAAAUCGUCAGCACGCUCGAAGCCGAGAGCCCGGCGCCCUUCCUCAACUCCUUCGGCCUGUACCUCAUGGGCUGGUUCAUCUUCACCUUCCUGCUGCUCAUCUGCACGCUGCGCUCGACGGUUGCCUUCUUCCUGCUCUUCUUCACCCUGGAUCUGGCCUUCCUGCUGCUCGGGAUCGGCUACCUGGAGGCCGACGCCAACGGGCCCAACUCUGCCUGCAUCAAGGGCGGCGGCUACUUCGGCCUCUUCGCCGCUUUCCUCGCCUGGUACAAUGCCCUGGCUGGUAUUGCCGACAACUCCAACAGCUUCUUCGUCAUCCCCGUCGCGCACUUCCCGUGGAGCGACAAGGCCCGCGAGAUGCGCCAGGCCAAGGCCAACGGCACCGACUCCUCGGCCGCCCACACUGCGUAAGCAGUUCACGUACCCACCAAAACAAAAAAACCACACAAGCUGCUCGCCCGCCCUUGCCCGUUCGGAGGAAGCUCUGGGAUUUGGAAUUGGAUAAUGAUUGCUACUGUAUGUUGCGCGCCGAUCGGAGGAAGUUCCCCCGGCGCUAAAGGGGCACGACGAUUAAGGGGUUCAGUGCACCAAUCGGCGACGGGGGCGGUGCAGCAUUUUCCCGCCGCGCGCCGCCGUCGCCGACGAACUGCUGUAUUUUAUUUUAAUAUCAUUGCUCUUGCUUCUCUCUGCUCUGUCCAAACCCGCUUUCAUUGCAUUUUUGCGACCUUUUUCUGGUCGAUCGCCCGUCGCCGAGCUACCUACCCCGCAAGCCCGUCACCAACCUGGGCACCGCCUUUCUUUGAACAGCACGGCAUGCUUGAAGGCGGUUAACGCGACGAUGGAUCAAGAACAGAUCGGCACAUAGAGCUCCCGCUUCGGACAGCU
This is a messenger RNA of Trematosphaeria pertusa, 1374 nucleotides long. Its product is annotated as glyoxylate pathway regulator. Bases 1 to 900 code for a protein of 299 amino acids. NCBI's taxonomy places the organism in Eukaryota, Fungi, Ascomycota, Dothideomycetes, Pleosporales, Trematosphaeriaceae. The transcript has 6 exons. Gene Ontology annotation, cellular component: plasma membrane. Gene Ontology annotation, molecular function: acetate transmembrane transporter activity. The record is from RefSeq and is a predicted model, not a curated record.